GUCCAGCUAACGCGAUACGCACUGGGUUUCUAGCACAAGAGGGUCGCUCAUCAAUGCGGUAAAAAAGAAAACAAAUUGUAGUAAACUCUUAAGAGAGGAAGAGUUUCUUUCUACACAUACAUUGCUGCUUUUUACUAAAAACCGGGAUACAAUUUAUUCAAAGGUGAUUGUUCAACCCAAAGAUGAAUUUUGAGCAGCCCCCUCCAUACCCAGGCAAUGGCCCCACUGCUCCAGGCUACCCAGCCCAGGGCCCACCUCCACAAGGCUUUCCACCUCAGGGUUAUCCGCAGGGAUACCCUGUGAACAUGGAGCAGCCUAAUCCAGCUUACCCUAACUACCCUGCUGGACCAAUGGGCCCUGGAGGUCCUUAUCCUGGCCCAGGACAGCCUCCUUAUGGGUACCCUGGACAACCACAACCACAGUUUGGCUGGCAGGGGGGACCUCCUCCUGGGCCUAUGUAUGGGGAAGCUCCCAAAAACACAGUGUACGUGGUGGAGGACCGGAGAAGAGACGACACAGGAGACACUUGCCUGACAGCCUGCUGGACAGCUCUGUGUUGCUGCUGUCUCUGGGACAUGCUGACAUAACUACUCUCCUACUGUUCACCCCCAUUACCCCUCUUGUCCCCCAUAUCUGUGCCUCAAGCUCCAUCACCCUUUCCUCCCCCCUCAUCUGCCUUAAACCUUGCGCUCCCUUAAAACCACCCCUCCAUUUCCUCUACAGUUCUUUUGCUCGUCUAUAAAUAAAAUCCUCGAUCCCAUGGAAGUCUCUGUCCGGAGCCACUUAACGCUACCUUGAUGUGAAGUCCUCAGCACUGACUGACUGACCCCGUACAGGGGUUAUGUUUAGAAGCUUGUAACCGAGCUUCUAAACAUAACCUGAAUUUCAGGCUCUUCGCUGUAAUCUUACACCAACACACACACACACACACACACACACACACACACACACACACACCAACCAAGGUAGAUACACAAUAACACGUACACACAUACAGCACACUAAGAUCUCAGGCUCAUCUAGUGUUAGGCUCUUUGGCACUUUAUGACGAUUACCUCUGUAAGAUACAACUACUCCUGCCUGCCCUGUCAACCAUCUCCAACCCUCCCUAUCCUCCCUUCAGCCAUGCUACUUCCCAAUCGCCAAGGGCAACCCCUUAUCCUGGACCACCCCCCCCGCCAUAACCCAAAAGCCACCAAGCCCCCGGCUGUUAAUGAGCCACAGGGUGGCUCUUAAGAAGCUGAUGCUUGAAAUGUAUCCCUUUUUAUUUGCACAGAAGCUGUUCUUGCUGACAUAUGUCUUCAGGUGGAAUCAUAUGACAAUAAGUGGAAUGCAUUUUUAAAGACGACAGUGAUUUAUGUUUGAUUCCAUCGAUGGCCACAAUUUUUUUCUUUUUUCUUUUAUGGUGAUCUUGAUAGUAUACAAUAUUAAAAUAUUAUUUUUAUUACAUACCUUGGAGAUAAAAAUAAAAAUAUAUAUAUAAAAAAAGUUGUGAUUGCGUAACACAAGAAACCAAAUGACCUGUCAGAUGCCUUUUUGCUUUGGAUGAGAAACUUGCAUUAAAACAAAUUAUUCCCAUGAAA
This is a messenger RNA of Perca fluviatilis (European perch), 1583 nucleotides long. RefSeq names its product cysteine-rich and transmembrane domain-containing protein 1-like. NCBI's taxonomy places the organism in Eukaryota, Metazoa, Chordata, Actinopteri, Perciformes, Percidae. Gene Ontology annotation, cellular component: extracellular exosome. The transcript is spliced from 3 exons. The record is from RefSeq and is a predicted model, not a curated record. The coding region runs from base 183 to 587 and encodes 134 amino acids.